AUGGAUGAAAAAAAGAAAUUGAAAAAGUCUAGAGCUGUCAUUCGUACAGCAGUAACUAAACUUAUAAAUAAAUUAGAAAGCGAAUUUGAUGAGCAAUCUGUUGAUAGCUUAAGAGGGCAUUUAGAAUAUUUGAAUGAGAUGUUAAAACAAUUAAGAGAAUUAGAUAGUAAGAUUCAAGAAAUUAUUUCAGAAGAAAACGAAUUUGAUACGGAAAUAGAAGCUGCUUUUCAAUACAAUGAAAAGAUUACUUUAUUAUGUUCUAGAAUUUCAAUACAAAUUAAUAAACUCUCUAAAGUUGAUUCUAGUAUUUCAUCACAGUUUAACCCAAAUUUGGCAUUGAGUACACAGAAUGGUUCGUUACAUAAUUCGGUUAUUGAAUCUGCUGUUAAUUCUAAUAGAACUGUCAAUUCUGUUCGUCUACCUAAAUUGAGUAUCGAUAAAUAUUUCGGGGACCCAUGUUUAUGGUUAGAAUUUUGGAAUAAAUUCCAAAACUCGAUUGAUCAAAACGAAAGCUUAACAAAAAUAGAUAAAUUUACGUAUCUAAAAUCCUUACUAGGAGGAUCUGCCGGUAAUGUGGUGAAUGGCUUCGCAUUAUCCGACGAAAAUUAUGAUAAAGCUUUAAUGUUAUUAAAAGAAAGAUUUGGGAGAGAUGAGCUCGCUAUUAAUGCUCAUAUGUCAAAACUGUUGAUUCUUUAUCCUGUAAAGGAUUCAAAAUGUCGAGAAUCAUCUAUUUUGCUAAGUGGCUGGAAAGGUGAAAGAAAAAAACCCGUCACUCAUAACGUAGAUUUUAAAAAUCCUAAAUACAAUCAAAAUAAUUCAUGCGAUAGAAAAAACUUUACAAAUGACAGGCAAUAUAAUAGAAGUCGCAUUCCGUGGAAUAAUAAUUCGUCAAAAACUCAUGAAUAUUUAGCACCAGUUGUUGAGAAAAAAUGUGUAUAUUGCAAUGAUAAACAUAUUUCGGAACUUUGUGAUGGUUUAACAGUUGAUGAAAAAAAGGAUAUUUUAAGAAAACAAGGUCGUUGUUUCUUAUGUCUAGAACAAAAUCAUCGAAUUAAAGACUGUAGGAAAAAGGAUAUGUGCGAAAAUUGUAACAAGAAACAUAACCGAUCGCUCUGUUAUCAACUGGAAAACAAAACUAUUAAUGCAGAGAAUAAAAUUGUAUCCGCAGUUUCCCAUUGCAAUUAUAAUAUAAAAAAUAAAGAACCGGAAGUUCGAGUAAACGCUCAGUGUUCCGUAUUAUUGCAAACAUGUACUGCCUGUAUUCGCUCUCCAUUUGAUGAUGAUAGAUUUGAAACAGUUCGCAUUUUGCUAGACAAUGGUAGCAUGAGAAGUUUCGUUUCAAGAGAAAUUUCUCAACAACUUAAACUUCCUGUUAUUAGAAAGGAAACUCUAUCGGUAUAUGGUUUCGGUGCUAAAGAAACAACUGAACGAACAUAUAAUGUUGUUAAAAUUAAAUUAGUGAAUCGCGACGAACCGACUUUAAAUAUUGAAAUUGAAGCAUUAGAAACUGAACAAAUAACUGCAACUAAUUUACCUGCUCCUAAUGAAAAUAUUCCGAACUUAAAUAAACAAUUAAAAGGAUUACAGCUUGCUCAUUGCUAUGAAUUUAGAAAUAACAAAAUUGUGCUUUUAGUGGGUGCUGAUUACUAUUAUGAUAUAGUUACUAGUAGAAUAAAAAGGUUAAAUGAUAAGCUUGUAGCCACUGAAACUUUAUUUGGUUGGUGCCUCCAAGGAAAAAUCGAUAUGACAAAUCAAAUAUUGGAAAUGAAAAUUAUAGUCGAAGAAAAAACGAUAUCGGAUGAAUUAAAAAAAUUUUGGGAAUUAGAAAACUUAGGCGUUGAGGUUGAUACCGAUGAAAACAUUUUUGACGAUACGAUUAUGAAGGAAUUUGAAUCGGGAAUUACUUUCUCUAAUAACAGAUACAACGUAAAGCUCCCGUGGAAACCUGGUAUGAAGGAACAGUUACACGAUAAUCGUGAAGUUGCUCAAAAACGGUUUUUAGGGUUAAAAACGAAAUUCCUUAAUGACCCCUUGCUUUUCACUGAAUACAAAACUGUUCUGGAUGAGUAUCUAAAGGAGAACAUUAUUGAACAAGUUACGUGUGGGUUGAAUAAAAAGACGAACGAACCAACAUUUUAUUUGCCUCAUAGAGCAGUGAUCCGUAAGGAUAAGACGACAAGUAGAUUACGCAUUGUUUUUGAUGCGUCUUCCCAUAGUAAAGGAGAACUAUCCUUGAACGAUUGUUUACAUAUUGGAUUAAAUUUAAACCCUGAUAUUUUUCUUCUUCUGAUUAGAUUUAGAGAAAAUCCUAUAGCAUUUACAGCUGACAUAAAGCAGGCAUUCCUCCAGAUAGAAAUUAAUGAAGAGGAUCGGAAUGCGACCAGAUUUUUUUGGCAGCAGGAACCAGAUAGCUCUGAAGGAGACAAUUUGAUAAUAUAUAGAAUGACCCGUGUUUUAUUCGGGGUAAGUUCAAGUCCAUUCCUUCUCGCUGCAACAAUCAAGCAUCACUUGAAAAGGUAUGUUGAUAAUUUUCCUGAUACUUGUGCAAUUUUAAAUAAUUCUUUAUAUGUCGAUGAUUUAAUUAGUGGUCGGAAAAAUGUAGAAGAGGCUUUAAAAACGAGCUUAGAAAGUUUUAAGAUUUUUAAGGAUGCAAGUAUGAUUUUAAGAAAGUGGCAGACUAAUUCAUUCGAAUUACGUGAUCGAUGGAAAGAUAUUGGAAUGGACAUUGGUCCAUCCACUGAACCUAAAAACGAGGCUUUCAUUCCUUCUAAAGUACUAGGAGUUGUAUGGAACCCCGACCAGGAUUUAUUUCAUUUCGAUGCUAAAAGUUUAAUACAAUUUCUCUCGAAACGAAUGAACACUAAAAGAUUUCUGUUGCAAGCUGCAGGUCGUAUUUUUGACCCUGUAGGGUUUCUUGGGCCAUUUAUAAUUAGAUUAAAGAUUUUAAUCCAAGAACUGUGGUGCUUGGGUUUGGACUGGGACGAGCGUUUCCCAAUGAAAUUAGACACUGAUUGGAAUGAAUGGUGUGAGGAAGUUCUAGAACUGAAUACUUUCAAUAUACCCCGUUACUAUUUUGGAGAUACUCAUUCCACUGAAAUAGAUAACAUUCAAAUGCACUGUUUUUCAGAUGCCUCUAAGAAGGCUUAUGGAGUGGUUGUGUAUUUUCGAGUAACAUUAAAGGGCGGAAAGAGUUUUACUAAUUUUGUAGCAUCAAAGUGCAGAGUGGCUCCAUUAAAAACAAUUUCAAUACCUAGACUUGAGUUAAUGAGUGCUCUCUUGGCAGCUAGAUUGAGUAAUAAAAUCUCCAAAGCUAUAAAGUAUCCAUUAACUCAUUACUUCUGGACCGAUUCAUCUAUCACUUAUUUUUGGAUUAAAGGCGCUCCUAGUAGAUUUAAACCAUUUGUGAAAAAUAGAAUUCAAGAGAUCCAAAGAUUUACUGAUCCAAAAGAUUGGCGUCAUUGUCCUGGAAAGGAUAAUCCUGCCGAUUUAAUAUCAAGAGGUAUGUCGGCAGCCGAACUUCGUGAUAGUGAUUUUUGGUGGCAUGGUCCUGAUUGGUUAGCACAGAAUGAACACUCUUGGCCUAAAUCUUUGGAACUGUCAAAACAGUUAAAUAUUGAAAACGUAGAAAAUUACGAGCUUUGCAAAGGAGCUAUUUUAACUUCAACAAUUGUAGAGUGCCCUUCAGAGAACGAUUUAAUUAUAAAAUAUUCUUCAUUUGACAAAUUAGUUAGAAUCACUGCAUGGUGUUUAAGAUUUAUUAAUAACUGUAAAAUUAAUAUUUCUAAUAGAAAGCAAGAUUAUUUAAGUGCUAUCGAAAUACAAAAUGCUACAAAAAUGUUAGUAAAGUAUGUACAACGAUUUGAAUUUAAAUCAGAAAUAAAGUGUUUACAAUUAAAGCAUCCAAUUCCGAAGAAUAGUAAAAUUUUAUCCCUAAAUCCAUUUCUUGACAAAGAUGAGCUGCUACGAGUUGGGGGAAGAUUAAAAUUUUCAAAUCUGUCAGAUAACCAGAAGCAUCAAUUGCUUUUACCCAAGUCGCACCAUUUCACAGAUUUGAUUAUAGAACAUUUUCACAAAAUAUCUCUACAUUCAGGCACGCAGACGACACUUUUUCUUAUUCGCCAAUCAUACUGGAUACCUUCGGGACAAGAUCGAGUCAGACGUGUGAUAAAUAGAUGCUUGACUUGUUUUAAAGCUAGAAGUCAAACUAUUAACCAAAUGAUGGGCGACCUGCCCAGGGACCGAGUUAUCCCAUCUCGACCAUUUGAAAAGGUGGGACUCGAUUUUGCUGGUCCCAUAAUUACUAAACCUAAUCUUAAAAGAUCUAGAGUGACUUUAAAAUCAUACAUUGCUAUUUUCAUAUGUUUCAGUACCAGAGCUACCCAUUUUGAAGUAGUGUCUGAUUUGACUACUGAGAGUUUUUUAGCUUGUCUUAGGAGAUUCAUUGCUAGACGGUCAAAACCAUCGAUCAUAUGGAGUGAUAAUGCCACUAAUUCUAAGGGCGCAAAAAAUAUUUUGGAUUCCCUGCUAAAAGCAUGCAAAUCGGAUGCCGUGCAAAGAUUUUGUUCCAAGGAAGGUAUAGUGUGGAACUUCAUACCUCCAGCAUCUCCUCACUUCGGUGGAUUAUGGGAGGCCAAUAUUGGAGCUAUGAAACGGAUCUUGUUGAAGGUGACUAAAUCAACAGUGUUGACUUUUGAAGAGCUUAAUACACUGGUGACUCAGAUUGAAGCAGUUUUAAAUUCAAGACCACUGUGUCCUCUUUCUGCCGAUCCAGCUGAUCUUCAACCUUUGACACCUGGUCAUUUUUUGGUGGGAGCACCACUAUUGUCAAUACCAGAAGCCAGUGAUUCCUUGACUAACAUUUCUUUAUCUUCUAGAUGGUCUCUCAUCCAGUCUCUUAGAUCCAAAUUCUGGAAAAGAUGGAGCCAAGAAUAUCUCAACUCCUUGCAGUCUCGAGCUAAAUGGAAACUACCUCAACUGAACAUCAAACCCGGACAGCUGGUACUCCUGAAGGAUAAUAGCAAGAGCCCCAUGGAAUGGAAUUUGGCCCGAAUUGAAAGGACAUAUCCUGGAACAGAUGGACUAGUCCGUGUCGCAGACAUCAGAACCCCUAAAGGAAUUUUUCGGCGAAGUAUCAACAGACUCUGUCCACUCCCUUUCGAAGAAGGUGUUGGACAACUGUCCAACGGGGGCCGGGAUGUUCCAUCCUAG
Molecule: messenger RNA, 5208 nt
Organism: Argiope bruennichi
Lineage: Eukaryota; Metazoa; Arthropoda; Arachnida; Araneae; Araneidae
Exons: 2
Coding region: 1-5208 (1735 amino acids)
Biological process (GO): DNA integration
Molecular function (GO): nucleic acid binding
Source: RefSeq, a predicted model, not a curated record